AUGGCACCCACGACGCCCCGGCUUAAGAUCCUCUCAGUCAUGGCCGACGACAACAGCAGCGAGCUAAUGAAUGUGUGUUCAGUGGGAGGGAAUCCGGUUUCCGCCUUCUUGUCAUGGAGAUUACAGGCCACCAAUGCCUGUGACGUUACACUCGUGUGGAAGUCUGGGUUUGAUCACGUUGCGCAAUACGGAAUUUCGUUCAAAUCGCCCGUCUUUGGCAACGAGCGUUUUAAGCCUCGACAUGUUGUGCGCGUUCCCGAAGAUGCCGCCAACACCGUCGGCCCCUUCGAUUACGUGAUUCUCUGCAUCAAGGCCCUGCCCGACGUUUACGAUCUGGCGGCUGUCAUUGAUGCUGUCGUCACUCCCCAGCAUACAUGUAUUCUAGUAAACACAACCCACACACUCGGUGUCGAGGCCGCUAUCGAGGAGCGAUUUCCCACCAACGUCGUUUUGUCGCUGGUUUCCAACGCCGAGCUUUCUCAGCUUGGUCAGAGCGAAUUCGAACACAAGGGGUCGACCGAGAUUUGGGUUGGACCUUCCAGCAAGAAUGAAAACAUCCCUGGCGCGAUUCAAGAAGACAUGGCUCAAGCCCUUGCCAUGACAUUGACAGCUGGCCAGGUUGACUGCAAAGUUUCUCAGAAUAUCCGUCAACAACAGUAUGAGAGGGUCAUUGGCCCCAUUGCUUUCCAUCCCGCGAGCGUGAUUUUCGAAACAGCCAACCACAUCCAACUCCUCGAGAAGGUUGGUGUAAGAGACUUGGUGCACGGCGUGAUUGACGAGUUGCUCGCCCUCGCUACCGCACAUGGCUGCAAAUUCGACGCCGACUUCAAGCAACGGACCAUCGAUGAAAUGACCAAGCCUACGACUACCGAGAGUAUCAUGUGGCAGGAUUACAUUGCGAGACGACCGAUGGAAGUCGAAACGUAUCUUGGAUCUCCGAUAAAGUUGGCCAAGGACGCUCGCGUCCCCGUUCCUCGUAUCGAGACGAUGUACGCUGUGCUGCACAACCUUAACACCGUCAACCGCCAGAAACCAGUCAAGCCUGUCGAUGCUGCUAUGGCGCCUCCCGGAUCACCAACAUCCCAGUCACCUCUACCGAGAAUGUCGACGCAAAAUGGCAUUCGCCCGGUGAACGGUAACGGCAACGGCAUGCCUCCUGGCCGUGGCCCCCGUCCAAGAAACUCGUCGAACCUUGGCCCGCCCCCACCUGGCAUGCGCCGACCGCCUAUGAAUGGUGGCCCUCCCAACGGCUACCCUCGUGGACCUCCUGGCCCUGGAUCUCGGGCAGCAUCGAGAAGAGGGUCGCUUGAGGGAAACGAACUGGAAGAAUUCUCUCACUUAAUGCUCUAUGACGAUAUUCCCGAGGGUGGUGAGCCAGGUUACGGCCCGGGCCCGGGUCAGGGCCAAGGUCCGGACGGCUCUGACCUAGCGCUUCGCGAACGUGAACUCGAACUGCGCCAGAGAGAAUUGGCCAUGAGAGAGCGGGAGAUGCGGAUGAGAUCGAGGGGUCCCCCUCCUAGAAGAGGCCCUCACCCGAUGCGAAACAGUGCUCAAGCGUUUGACGACGACGACGAUGAGGAUGACUACUUUGAUCCUACCUCCGGCCCGCCACCUCCCAUGAUUGAUCCUGAGAACUUCGACAUGAUGAGCGUCACGUCGAGGAAGAAUCGGAAACAAGCACCCCCUCCCCCGAACCGUGCCCAAUUUCACAAGAACGAGGUCUAUGAUGCUGCUGCACCCCCUGUCCGCACCUCCAGAUUCCGCCCGACGUUUGGUCGCAAUCGAUCAAGCCAGAUUGCUAACAUUCCUGCCAUGAACGAGAAUAUCUUGGACGAUCCCCUCCUCUCUUGCUCAUCAAAUCGUUACGGCGCAGUUGACCGAGGCACAAUGCACGCAGGAUCCCGAGCGAAUUCACUGACAGCCUCACGCUUGGAUGAGAUGCAGCUCGGUGGGGGCCCGAUGCAGAUGGGCAUGAACGGAGCCUUUCCCCGGCGAGCUAGCCAGUCCCCAGGAAACCCCUACAGCCCCUCAAUUCGAGGUGGCAGUGGCCGUCCGUCACCGCCUAACGGCUUUGGCGGUCCUUCGAUGAAUGGCCGACCAUCGCCUCCCGAAAGCGUCCGUCAACCCGUGCCCCGAUACCCUCCCGGCCAUGGUAACGCAGUCGCGCCACAGCAGGUUGAGCAACAUGUCGGGGUGAGCGGCCUUCUCCCACCUAAGCAAAAGAACGUGAGAAGUCUGACUGGUAGUGCGAGCGCCAGCGCGGGCAGUGGUGAUUCCCAACCGGACACUGAACCCUCAGCCCACAGCAGCCAGAGCAGUCUCGGACAGCGCCCACCUAUUGGAGUGCGGUAA
Colletotrichum truncatum is the source of this 2352-nucleotide messenger RNA. RefSeq names its product alcohol dehydrogenase. Gene Ontology annotation, cellular component: cytoplasm. The record is from RefSeq and is a predicted model, not a curated record. Gene Ontology annotation, molecular function: oxidoreductase activity. NCBI's taxonomy places the organism in Eukaryota, Fungi, Ascomycota, Sordariomycetes, Glomerellales, Glomerellaceae.